UAGGAGCAGGUUGUUAGUCUCUGGAUGUCGCUAUUUAACUGAUCCCUAGUUUCGGGGAGAAAGGGCUGUAUCGGAUGACUUUCUUUUUUCCGCGUUUGAGUAAAAGAUCGUCUUCCUUCUAGAUCUCACCUGUCUGCCGUGCAUCAUGUCGUCCUCAAGCGACACGACAAAGAGAAGAGGUAGUGAUGGAAGCAUUGCUUCAAAUACUCCAGAUUUGUCUAUGAGAAGAUUCGUGUUGGUCGGAUUGACUGGAGCAGGUAAAAGCUCCUCUGGAAACACCAUCCUGGGCAGAAAAGCCUUCAGGGUAGCGAAAAGUGCUUCCUCUGUAACCAAAGAGUGCUCGAAAGAGACGGAAAACGUGGCUGGCAGAGAGAUAACCGUAGUAGAUACGCCUGGUAUGUUCGACACCAGUGUUUCAGAGGAGGAUCUUCUCAAACAGAAGAUCGGUAAAUGUAUAACCAUGACCACACCGGGACCUCACGCCAUCAUCCUGGUCAUUCAGCUGGCCCUCUUCAGUGAAGAAGAGAAAGAGUCAGUCAAGAUGAUCCGAGCUAUAUUUGGAGAAGAAGCAGAUAAACACACAUUCGUCCUCUUCACUCACGGCGAUCGGGUGACCCCCGCUGAUAUCGAGGGAGGUGGUGAACACCUGAAUGAAAUCUUGAGUCUCUAUAAGCGACGUUAUCACGUCUUCGAUAAUGAAAACAUGCAGGAUCGCGAUCAAGUUGUAGAGUUUCUGGAGAAGGUGGACGACAUGAUCGCUGCCAACGGAGGUCAAUAUUUCACCAACGACGCUUACAAGGACUUGGAGGACAUGCUGACAACCAAAGAAAACAGACUGAGGGAGGAAUUUAGCGUGAAAUUACAAAGCUUACAGAGCGACCUGGAGUCAAGGUUCGCUGAAGAGAAGAAGAAGCAGGACGACAGGAUGAACGAGUUCAAGAGGUAUUAUAACGCAAGGCUCCGAGAGAUCAGACAGGAGGCUCAGCAGAAACAUGUUCACGACAGUAAAGUGAAGACGAUUGUGGACAAGAUCAUUGACAAAAUAAUAAAUAAAUGACACGCAUUUACAAAGCAAACCGGUUAAUUAAUAACAGUAUUAUUCAAAUCUGUUUUGUACCUUCUGACAUCCACCAUAAUAAUCAUGAUAAUCCUUAAACACUGCAUUAAACAUUAACAUAAAGUCCAAGUGUACAUAACUAAUUAAAAACAACUAAAUAUAAUCAAGUGUCAGGCAGGGAAUGCUGGGAACAUCGGUUUACAGGUUGACUGUAAAUUAUGCAUCAGUUGCUUUUGUUUGCUUUUAAAAACUGUCCAAUAACAGCAUUUUACAGUAAAAUGACAUGAAAGGUCUGGUUAGAUCUUUGGGUUUUCUCUUGUAUAUAGUACGGGAACGUACUGUUUUUACAGUUCCACUUCUUUUAGUUACAGUUGCGCAUUUCCACAUCAUUCCAGUUUAACGUGUAUAAGGCUUACAGAGUGUACAAUAUUGCUUGAAAAUAAACUUUUACCGUAAAUUUAA
Molecule: messenger RNA, 1519 nt
Organism: Puntigrus tetrazona (Sumatra barb)
Lineage: Eukaryota; Metazoa; Chordata; Actinopteri; Cypriniformes; Cyprinidae
Product: GTPase IMAP family member 9-like
Exons: 3
Coding region: 146-1057 (303 amino acids)
Molecular function (GO): GTP binding
Source: RefSeq, a predicted model, not a curated record